GGGAGACCUCGUGGAGCGCAAGACAACUCCCAGGGCAUCGCAGCGUCCCUGGCAGCGCUUGGCUGCUGCAGGGCUGUGAGCCGGAGAACAACGCUUCGGGGCGCCUGUGCGUGCGUGCGCGCGUGCGGGACCUUGGCUGGCCUCAGACCUCAGGGGUCUUGUCUGGGGGCGGUUCCUGAUCCCCCAUAUAGUGCCCGCUAACUUUGAAAAGGAGGACUUAUGUCCUGCAAAGGUUGAGACAUAAGGGGUAGGGAAGGAAAAGGAGAGAAAACGCAACUGAGGCCGAAGGAGAAGGAACUGAUGUGGACCUCCUGAGCAGUUGGGAGGAGGACUGGACCGCGGAGAACCGGGCGGGACCUCGGAGGUGCGGGGCAAGGAGCAACGGAAGCGGUGCGGGCCGUGGCGCUGGGUCUUCUUGCACCUCGGGUCACGCCUCCUUGGCAAGAAGGCGCCUCGCCUUUGAUUGCUUCCAGUUACUGCAGAACUUCCUGCCCUGGCGGAGAAGCAGGUCUUGCUUGGGUCGCGCUCCCUCCCGGUCUGAGGCGUGAGACUGAGUUCACACGGUGCUGGGCCCCCAAAGCCAAGUGGGGUUGGGGGAAACAGAGUCUGCGAGUCCCGGCGCCCCGAGCGUAGGGCCCCGUGUUGGGCUCCUCCCUCCCUCUGUAUCCGCACCCUUGCGGGCUUUGCCCCUCCCUGGGGACCCCUCGCCAGGAGAUGGCCACGCUGAUGCGGGGCAAGGACUCCUCCCGCUGCCUGCUCCUACUGGCCGCGGUGCUGAUGGUGGAGAGCUCACAGUUCGGCAGCUCGCGGGCCAAACUCAACUCCAUCAAGUCCUCUCUGGGCGGGGAGACGCCAGCCCAGGCCGCCAAUCGAUCUGCGGGCACAUACCAAGGACUGGCUUUCGGCGGCAGUAAGAAGGGCAAAAACCUGGGGCAGGCCUACCCUUGUAGCAGUGAUAAGGAAUGUGAAGUUGGGAGAUACUGCCACAGUCCCCACCAAGGAUCUUCGGCCUGCAUGGUGUGUCGAAGGAAAAAGAAGCGCUGCCAUAGAGAUGGCAUGUGUUGUCCUGGCACCCGCUGCAAUAAUGGCAUCUGUAUCCCCGUCACUGAGAGCAUCUUAACUGCUCACAUCCCAGCUCUGGACGGCACUCGGCACAGAGAUGGAAACCACGGUCACUACUCAAACCACGACUUGGGAUGGCAGAAUCUAGGAAGAACACACACUAAGAUGUCACAUAUAAAAGGGCAUGAAGGAGACCCCUGUCUACGAUCAUCAGACUGCACUGAAGGGUUUUGCUGUGCUCGUCACUUCUGGACCAAAAUCUGCAAACCGGUGCUCCAUCAGGGAGAAGUCUGUACCAAGCAGCGCAAGAAGGGCUCUCACGGGCUGGAAAUCUUCCAGCGGUGUGACUGCGCAAAAGGCCUGUCUUGUAAAGUAUGGAAAGAUGCCACCUACUCCUCCAAAGCCAGACUCCACAUGUGCCAGAAAAUAUGACCACCUCUGAGGGAGGAAAAGCAUCACUAGCAGACUGUGAAUCUGUGUAUUUAAUACAUUAUAGCAUGGCGAUUUCAGAAGGGCUAAAAUGAGGAGUGUCACAAGAUGAUAGAUCACAGAAAGAGAAAGAAAAUGGAGCAGAUUAGAAAGGGUGACAAGUGUGGUACAAUCAGUGUGUUUCCACCAUGCACCUUGUUUAUGUAAAUAAUGUAUACAUUUGUGAAAAUGCUAUGACUCAAAAAAAAAAAAAAAUGAAAUUACUGACGAAUACCAUGUGACUUUCCAGCAGUUUAGGUUGUGCUAGAGGAGCAGUUUCCUUCACACUGGUGAUUGAUUGAUUGCCUAUAAAAAUAACCUGAAAGCCAUAUUUCUCUUUAAAGUUAUACUUUACUUUAACAACAAAAUACUCCCCAUAUAUCCUGGCAUACAAUAGACUCUAAAACAUGAAAAGAGGGGUUGUUAAAUAGGAAACGAAAGCGUGGAGCAGAGUUAAUUUGCAACACAGAAUCACCUUUUAAUUUGGAGCACUACUUCUUACCACUCAAUUAAAGACCUUCGUAGAUAGAUAAGAAAAAAAGCAGUUGAUAUUUUCCAAAUAAUAUCAAAAUAAUCACAGGUCAUUUGUCUAGUCCUUCAG
Messenger RNA from Balaenoptera musculus (blue whale), 2131 nucleotides. RefSeq names its product dickkopf WNT signaling pathway inhibitor 2 (gene DKK2). NCBI's taxonomy places the organism in Eukaryota, Metazoa, Chordata, Mammalia, Artiodactyla, Balaenopteridae. Gene Ontology annotation, biological process: negative regulation of canonical Wnt signaling pathway; multicellular organism development. Gene Ontology annotation, cellular component: extracellular region. The record is from RefSeq and is a predicted model, not a curated record. The coding region runs from base 715 to 1494 and encodes 259 amino acids. Gene Ontology annotation, molecular function: receptor antagonist activity; co-receptor binding. The transcript is spliced from 4 exons.